AUGCUUAAAAGCUGGAACAAGACCACUAUUACCUUGAUUCCUAAGAUUCAGUGCCCUUCAAAUCCUAAGGAUUAUCGUCCUAUUUCUUGCUGCCAUGUUUUGUAUAAGUGCAUAUCAAAACUUGUUUGUUCUAGGCUUAAGCUAGUACUUGGUGACCUUAUUGAUCAAGCUCAAGGAGCGUUUGUGGCUGGUCGGAACAUUAUGCAUAAUAUUCUGUUGUGCCAGGAUCUUGUUAAGCAUUAUUCUAGGAAGAAUUGUGCUCCAAGUUGCCUCUUGAAGAUUGAUCUUUGCAAGGCGUAUAACACUAUGAGCUGGCAAUUCAUUAAGGAGAUGCUUGUUGUGCUAAACUUUUGGCCCUCCUAUGUUUAUCAAGAUCAUAAUGACCUGUAUUACCUCAACAAGUUAUGUGAUCAUGCUCAAUGUGCAGAAGGUACCUUUCGUUUCCAUCCUAGAUACAAGACUAUUAAGCUUUCUCAUCUUUCUUUUGCAGACGAUUUGAUGUUAUUUUGUAAAGGAGAUGUGUCCUCUAUACGACCUUUAUGUAAUUGCUUGCAUUUGUUUUCCCAAGCAUCUGGGUUACAAGCUAACUCAGCAAAGUCAGCUCUCUAUACAACAGGUGUACCUAGUGAUAUUAAAGUGGAGCUUAGGGAUUUGUCUCAGUUUAUUCCCUUCCUUUUAAGUAUCUUGGGGUUCCUUUAUCUUCCAAUUGUCUUUGCAUGGUUGACUGUGAGCAGAUUGCGGAUAAAAUGA
Molecule: messenger RNA, 750 nt
Organism: Amaranthus tricolor (Joseph's coat)
Lineage: Eukaryota; Viridiplantae; Streptophyta; Magnoliopsida; Caryophyllales; Amaranthaceae
Exons: 2
Coding region: 1-750 (249 amino acids)
Source: RefSeq, a predicted model, not a curated record